AUGAAUAGUAAAGCUUUGGAUGAUCCUAGCCAAAGAGAGAAUCUAUUUCACUUCAAAUGCUUCAUCAAGGAUAGUGUGCGUUCUUUAAUCAUUGAUAGUGGGAGUUGUGCAAAUGUUGCUAGUAUGGCGUUAGUGGAAUUCUUGAAACUUCCUACCACUAAGCAUUCUAUGCCUUACAAACUUCAAUGGUUGAGUGAGUGUGGAGAAUUGAGGGUGCAUCAACAAGUGAUGAUCAAGUUCAAAAUUGGGAUGUAUCAAGAUGAGGUUCUAUGUGAUGUAGUCCCAAUACAAGAUUGUCAUGUGCUACUCGGUAGGCCUUGGCAACAUGAUCGCUCAACCAAACAUGAUGGGAGAACCAACAAGUAUUCACUUGUGUUGAAUGAUCAUAAGUAUGUUCUUCAUCCUAUGUCCCCUUCUCAAGUCAAUAAUGUAUAUCAAACGAUGAGUGAGUCGAGGGAGAAGAAGAAGUGUGAAGAGGAACAUGUGGAGGCCGAGAGCCAAGAAGAGGAGGAGAGAAGGAAGUUGAAAAAGGAAAGGCCCAAAUAUUGUUGGCUAGACUAUGAGGAUGUCUUCCCUAAGAAGCUUCCAAGUAGAUUGCCCCCUCUUAGGAUAAUUGAGAACCAAAUUGAUUUCGUGCCGGGAUCACAAUUGCCAAACAAGACGGCUUAUCGAAGCAAUUUGGAAGACACCAAGAAGCUACAAAGUCAAGUUGAGGAGCUCCUCAACAAAGGUUAUGUGAAGGAGAGCAUGAGUCCAUGUGUCGUGCCAGUUUUAUUGGUUCCAAAGAAAGAUGGAACAUGGUGCACGUGUAUUGAUUGUUGA
Messenger RNA from Solanum stenotomum, 822 nucleotides. RefSeq lists its product as uncharacterized. The transcript has 2 exons. The coding region runs from base 1 to 822 and encodes 273 amino acids. The record is from RefSeq and is a predicted model, not a curated record. Lineage: Eukaryota; Viridiplantae; Streptophyta; Magnoliopsida; Solanales; Solanaceae.